This is a messenger RNA of Ananas comosus (pineapple), 2615 nucleotides long. RefSeq lists its product as uncharacterized. The transcript has 5 exons. Bases 326 to 964 code for a protein of 212 amino acids. The record is from RefSeq and is a predicted model, not a curated record. Lineage: Eukaryota; Viridiplantae; Streptophyta; Magnoliopsida; Poales; Bromeliaceae.
UGAGCAUAUCAGCUCGAGAUUGGAUUAAAUUGAGAGUAUUGGUGAUUUGUGGACUUAUUCAUAUUGUGAUAACUUAGGGCAUGUUUGUUUGGACGGAAGUGGGGUGAAAGUGGAGAGGAGGAAAGCCGUUUUCACUCUAAACGCUACUUUUGUUGUUUGAUUCGUCGUAAAAUAGUUACGGUCGAAACUCUAAGUUAACGGCGUAAUUGGCUUCGGCCAAUGAGUGAAAACUCCCUUGCUCCCAAUCUGUACGCAAGAGAGAGAGAGAGAGAGAGAGAGAGGAAAGAAAAGAAAAGGAGAAGAGGAGAAAGAGAAGAAGAAAAAGAUGGGUUUGGAGAUUUUGGGUUUUUCGACCAGCCGAUCGGAGCCCCGCGCGCGUAAAAUUUAUUUGACAUUUCGACGGCAAGGUUUGGUAAUCGAGUUUACUAUGCGACUUUUGGAGCCGAACUCGCAUGCUUUUCGCCGCAGGAUUUAUGAAGUGCUGGCGUGUGCAUGCUCGCUGCCGUGUGGUCGGGAAAAAAUUGCUGGUGCAGUCAGCAGGAAAAGCGGCAGCAGGGGCUGCCAGCAGCAGCAGCAGCAGCAGCAGCAGAGGUUGCUGCUGCGGCUGCUGCUACAAACAGUAGCAGCGGCAAGUGCAGCGGCGAGCGCAGUAGUGGUUUGUGCGGAAAUAGCUCAUGACGUUGAUUCGUGGCCGCGGCACCACCGUGCUUUUGGAGACUCCGAUCGAGUCCAAUCUUGCCUCAAUUUCGAAAUUGAAAUUGAUCUGAGGGUGAGGAUGGCAGUGAGCUUCAGAUUGCACCUUACUCCAAUCGGAAUUAAAGUGACUUGGAAUGAGAUUGAGUUAAUGUUUCGAAACGAACCGAAAUUCAGCAAGGAAGAGGAACCUAUGGAAUUGUCCCUACAACUAACAUUUCAGCCAAAUACUACUUUUGGUCAUUUUGGAGUCACUCUUACCGGAUUUUGAGUUCUUGCAAUUGCCUUGACAGCAAUCUUACUGAUUUUGGAGUUUUCGUAGUGGAUUCCCUGCUAGAUUGAGCUGAGAAAAGGCGCAUUGGAGGUUGAGUGCUCGCUGCUACUGGAUUAGCAAUCCGAGGUGGGUUCCGAGUCGUCGAAAAUGACGAAUUUCCUUCUAUGUCUAUUUGCAUGCAUAUGCAUAUGUAUUUUGGUCACAUGGAUUGAUAAGGACUAUGUUAGCAUGGGAAUUGAUUAGAACGUAUCUAGUACGUAUCUGUGUGAGUGAUAAUUUAUGCAUGACACUCAGGCGAGUAGCCAUGACGUAUGUACAUAUAUGUGGUUAUAUACAUUGAUAGAAACGAUAUUCGCAUGAAAUGGAGUAGAGGGUAAGGAUUUCAAUUUAUUCUCAAAUAGAUCCUAAUUUAGGCCGUGCUGUCACUAUCUCAUAUUAGAUAUUCUAGCUUAGGUCGUGGGAGGCCAGUUGACAUCAUAUGCAUCAUGGUGAGUCAUUUACUAUUCAUUUAUAUUGUACAUAUCACAACUUAUGUGAUAGAAGUCAUUGAUAGUUCGGCGGUAGUGUGCAGAUGUUUGGAAAUAGAGAGGGAAUAUGAAUAUUCUAUUAUGAAAUCUAACUGAAAGAUUACUUUAUGAUUGUACUGAGGAUAUUGGAUUGGGUACUUGUGAGCUCUUUGAUCAUCACAUGGACCACAGCCUGCAGGACCAUAUUGAGAUUGACAGUGUUACAUACUAUGAGACUCGGUAGCGGUCGCUCCUCUUCGAGUGCCGCUCCGGAUGCUGGCCAGUUGUAGCAGAGAUAUAUGUGCCCUUGGGAAGAGGAUGGGCAGAGCCUAGGUGUCGACGGUGCACCUACGGGAGUGCGUUUCGGCACUAAGCGGGCGCAGGCUUGACCGGACGUAUGAGUCGGUCGUUGUGAUUGGAUACUAUUACAUCAUUUGUUUAGUAGUAGUUACAUUGAUGCAUACACUACUCAGUUUCUUUCAUUUCCUCUCACUACAUAUACAAGGAUAUGGUAGUGCAUUAGCUAUAGAGAUCUGUUCAUAUUACAUGCAGUUAUUCUAUUAUUGUUACUUACAUUUCUCUAUGCAGGUCCUAGCCAGUUAGUUCUUACUGUACCCUACGUUCAUCUAUUCAGAUCAGAGCAAGUUAUCUUUACUGUUACUUACAGUCACUCGUUUACUUGUUCAGAUCAUUUACCUAUAUACAUUAGUGCCAGUUACAUUUAGCUACUCAUAUACUGUAUAUUGUACUGGUCUUUCACGAAUCUGGCCUCCAGUAGAUCUAAUGGAAAGAUCGUGGUUAUCGUCGACCGUACCCACGGGGAACUAUUGGUUCAGUAGUUCUCAUACCCUUUUGUGGUUUACUUUUCAAGACUCUGAAUACCGAUAGCUAAUCGAGGUGAGAGGGAUCGUGCGGUAGAUAGCGUCUCCCACCAGCUUACCUAGACAUUAGAGGACUCCUAGUUAGAAGGUCACUCUGUACUACACACCUGUACUGGCGAGGGCCAGAGCCUUUUUCUUGUACUUUUAUUUUGGGGGUUGAGUUUAUUUGAUGUAGUACAUGAUGUAUGGCAGUUUAGUUUGGAGAUAGUGUUAUGAUACAUAUUGUUUGUUUAUUUCAUACUUUAUUUUUGAUUUUUGUGA